Messenger RNA from Pieris brassicae (large cabbage white), 871 nucleotides. RefSeq lists its product as uncharacterized. NCBI's taxonomy places the organism in Eukaryota, Metazoa, Arthropoda, Insecta, Lepidoptera, Pieridae. The record is from RefSeq and is a predicted model, not a curated record. The coding region runs from base 45 to 776 and encodes 243 amino acids. The transcript has 7 exons.
UUCUAUAAUAUGUAUAAUUUUGUUUCGUAGGUGUAACAUAAAUCAUGAAAUUCGUCGUUUUUGCGUGUGCACUGCUCGUGGCCAGCGCCAUAGCUCUUCCACAAAAGACAAAUGAAGUUGUGACUUUUUCAGAACCCAAAGAGCCACGUUUGAUCACAAACUCAAUAAGAAAUAUCAUCAGACAAGUACGAAACGCAAUUAGAGCAAAUGGAUUGGACCCGCUUAUCAUCGAUUCCUAUGAGUUUGAAUAUAACGUUCCUUUCCUCGUAGAUGUGAGGUUAUUCCUGAAUAACUUCAGUUUUACUGGGGCCAGUAAUAUCGUGAUAAGACAACUGGAUUACUGGGUGUUUUGGCACAGAUUACGCUUUAAUAUUGAGCUUCCACGACUUAUGUUGGUCGUAGAGAACUCAGGCUUGAAAGCAAAUGUUUUUGGAGAGAAAUACAACGGUGAUUUGAGAGGCAGUUUGGCGAUAAAUGGCAUCGGUCUCUCUGGUGAAGUCCGUGUCAAUUUUGGAAUCUUUUCUGGUAUUUCGAUUCGCAGCGUGGUUACGAAAUUCCGAAUUGGCAGAAUCACAUCAAACGUUAACUUGACAUUGAUGGAAGAGGACUUAUCAGCCAAUGUCAACAAACUCUUCAACGAAGACAUUCCUUACAUCCUAAAAACUUAUGAGGCUCAGAUCAACAAGUUCUUCAAUGACACAAUUCGGGCAAUACUUGAUGGAGUUUUAAAACCAAGCUACUUCUCUGGGUUAUUAAAUGAAAUUGAAAGCUAUUAAUAUAUUUCAUGAUAUUGCUAUCAAUGUAACGUGAUAUUUAGUAACUAUAUUUUAUACAGACCUAUGACACAAGAAUAUAUUCUUUAUCAAACAAA